AUGUUUGGAAGAGGCGUAUCACCGAAGCCAACUAUGUAUGAUGUGGUUUCAUACAUCAAUUCUGUGAAAGAUGCAUUCCAUGAUGAACCUGCAAAGUAUGACGAGUUUUUAAAGCUCUUCAUUGAUGUUCGCGUCCUUAGAGUACUUGAUAUUGCUAGUGCCAUUGGAAGGGUGGACGAACUCCUGCAAGAUCACCAGGAUCUGCUGCUUCGUUUAAAUGACUUCCUUUCAGCUGAGGCUCAGAGAAUCCUUCAUCUCAAGAUUGAGAAAGGGGCUGCAUCUGAUGAUAACAAAAGGAAACGUGUAGCGAGUUUUCUUGGCAAGCUUAAGGCAAGGUUUCAGGGAGAUGAUCGCCAUGUAUAUGAGUCAUUUCUCGAGAUACUGAACAUGUACCAAGAAGAAAACAAGUCCAUAGUGAAAAUGUACCAGGAGGUAGGGUUCUUGAUCGUUUCACUUGUUCAGGAUCAUGAAGAUCUAUUCAUGGAGUUUCCAGACAUUUUAAGUUGA
Messenger RNA from Camelina sativa (false flax), 507 nucleotides. Its product is annotated as paired amphipathic helix protein Sin3-like 3. Lineage: Eukaryota; Viridiplantae; Streptophyta; Magnoliopsida; Brassicales; Brassicaceae. Gene Ontology annotation, biological process: negative regulation of transcription by RNA polymerase II. Gene Ontology annotation, cellular component: chromatin; histone deacetylase complex. Gene Ontology annotation, molecular function: transcription corepressor activity. The record is from RefSeq and is a predicted model, not a curated record.